UUUCUUCCUUGUAAUGGGUGUAUAGUGUAACACAAAAUGUGACUAGCUGAAAUAAUUUCUGAAAGUUUUGCUACAGAGGACUGACCACUACUUUUCACUAUGGCAAUAAAUGUUGUUGGACUAGUUGUGCUGUUGUUGUUUUACAUUGUCAUUCUAAUUGUUGGUGUUGUGGCAGCUCGUCAUAAAAAGAUGCCCACCAGAAUGACAGCAAUGGAGUCUUCCAUUGUGGCAGGAAGAGAUCUAAGUGCAGUUGUUGGAAUAUUUACUAUGACAGCAACAACAGUUGGAGGAGGUUACAUAAAUGGAACAGCAGAAUCCAUAGCAACUAGUGGCCUUGUAUGGACAUUAGCACCAUUUGGUAUAUUUAUUGGACUUAUUGUAGGUGGUUUGGUGUUUGCCAAGAAAAUGAGGGACCAGAAUUACUUAACGAUGUUGGACCCUUUCCAGGAGGUAUAUGGUAAUACUUUGGUAUUUAUGGUCUACCUAGCAUCAUUAUGUGGAGAUAUUUUCUGGACUGCAUCCAUUUUAUCAGCAUUAGGGACAAGCUUGAGUGUGAUUGUGAACAUUCCUUUGACUGUUGCCAUAGUAACAUCAUCAGCAGUAACUAUUAUUUACACUAUGAUUGGUCAGAUGGUUUCUGUAGCAUAUACAGAUAUAGUGCAAUUAAUAUUUAUUACGUUUGGAUUGGUUCUGAGUUUGCCAUUUAUACUGACCAAUGAAAAUGUUGGAGACAUCUGCCAAACAUCUGAGACUUGGAUUGGAACUUUUGAUAUUUCAUUUGCUGGUCAGUGGUGGGAUCUGUUUGUUGCCAUGACACUGGGCACAAUUCCAUGGCAAGCCUAUUUCCAGAGAGUACUAUCAGUGAGGUCUGGAAGGCAGGCACAGAUCUUGUCUGUUGUUGGAGCUUGUAGUGCUGUUAUCCUAGUAAUUCCAUCUGUGAUUAUAGGAGCUGUGGCUACAAAUGCAGAUUGGAACAAGACCAGUCUUGGAAAGUCACCUAUGGAACUGAACCGGGGCAGUAUGGUACUUCCUCUAGUUUUACAGAAUUUUACACCAAACGUUGUAGCAGUGAUUGGUCUAGGAGCCAUUUCUGCUGCAGUAAUGUCAUCAAUGGACAGCUCCAUCCUUGGUUCAAGUUCCAUGUUCACAUACAAUAUUUAUGCUCAUCUGUUUAGAACCAAGGCAUCUGACAGAGAGUUGUUAUGGAUACAGAGGAUAGCCAUUUUAUUUGUUGGAUCCUUGGCAACAGUUAUAUCUAUAUUUGUUCCAAUAGUGUAUGGAUUAUUUAUCUUAGCAGCUGACAUUGUAUUUGUGAUUGUAUUGCCCCAGUUAAUAUGUGCCGUAUAUUUUAAAUGGACGAACAGUAAUGGUGCCAUCGUCGGAUAUAUAGUAGGUGUGACAUUACGCGUAGGUGCAGGAGAACCAACAAUCAAUCUGCCAUCAUUUAUUUUUUAUCCAGAUUAUGAUGUGGAUUCUGGUCAAAAUUUUCCAUUUCGAACAUUUGCCAUGGUAACUUCAUUAUUGUGCAUUGUCAUUGUUUCCAUAGUAACUACUUAUAUAGAGAAAAAUGUGAUGUCUAAGACUGAGUAUAAACUGGCCAACGUAUCAACAACGAGUAGUAAACAGUUGUUAAAAUUACAAACAUUGGACAGUACAAGUUGAGGUGGUAAUCCGAGGGAUGUAAUAUGCUGUUGAUCAGUACCUUUAUAUCAUGUCUAUUGUAAGUUGUAUAGGCCAAAGAUCAAAUUAGGUUUGGAAAUCUUAAAAUCAAUCCUUAAGACUUAUUAUAAAAUUCUAUCAUUUUUCUCCUAUGCAUGUAGUGAAGGAGGAGAUUUUGAGAAUGGAAAAACAAGCAUAGCCUAAAGAUUGUAAGUUUUUGAAUCUAGAAAUAUCAUCUCACCAAAACAUAUCAGAAGACCAUUUCAAGUGUCAGUUACAAUAUUCCAAACCACAACUUUGAUGAUCAUUAUAGCUUGGAGUAUCCUAAGUAUUAAUAUAAACACAAUGACAAUGUUAUAAAUUGUGUUUAUAAAACAGCAUAUUAUGAAACUAACUUAUUUAAUACUGUUUUACAAUCCUUACCAAAGUUGUGGUAUUAUAUUUGUAAUUAUUCCUUACAGUCACUUAGUCCAUUAUGAUAAAGAUACCAAGGACACACUAUUAAAUGUUAUACAUUUAUGUUUAGCUCAACUGGCCCAAAAGGUCAUGUAAGCUAUUGCCAUCACUUGACGUCUGUUGUCAUCCAUCAUUGUCUUGGUUUUGAGAAAUGUUGGUACAUGUAGCCUUUGUUUACCAUGUUUACUCUAGUCUCUUAGUCUUAUCUGCUAAAUUUUGGAAUUUUUGAUUUUCUCAAAAACAUGUAAACCAAAUGGAACCAAACUUGACAGAUAUGUUCAUUUGGCUGUUUUGAACAGGUUUUGUUACUCUAGAAUAGCCAAUCAUCCAAGCAUAUGUUUGCCUUUUUACAGACAAUUGUAUGUUUGUCAUAGUUUUGCUACCAAACUUAAAAUUGUCCUCAAUAUUACCACAAAUAUAUAUUCAUCUACUUCAGUGCUGUUGUUUACAGCAUCAUUAUUAUUCCCAUCAGCCUGAAAGAUAUGGAAAUCCUCAAGAUUAUUAAGGUCUGAUUGUCAAUAUUGUCAACCAUAGCUUGGAAGUCAAACUCUGGUUGUUCAAGUGUGCUGGAACUUGGACCUGCCUUAUUUUGAAUGUACGACUCAAAAAAGUCUUCAAUUAAAUUAUACAGGGUUCUAUAUUCAACUCCUCUCUUAAAUAAAUUAUUUUUGCUCUUUUUAGCUGAGGAACAUCUCCCUCUUUCUGAUUUUUACGUUUCAUCCGAGGUUUCUUCUUAUUUUUUUUCUGGUCCUUUCCUUUCCCUGGACUAUUAGACAAAACCUGACUUUUUAUUUAUACUCACAGAUUGCGCUGUGUAACUUUUGUAUGUUCUAAGUCUUCGACUAAAGAUAAGCCAGAAAAUUCUCUUACCUCACUGUUAGAGACAAAUAACUGCAUCAUGUCUUCCUUACUAAGUGUAUUAUUCGGCUCCGUGUUGGAGUAUGACAUGUAUUAAUUUCAAUGAUAUAAUACAAUUAUCUGUUUGUAAGCUUUAAUUCAAUGUCUGUCUCAUAUUUAUGUAAACAGAUGAGUAUGAUUAACUGUUGAGGAAGACUGCUUUAUAAUAUCUUGUUUCUUUGUUAUUUUUGUUUUUUUUAAUUCCCUUUACUUAUUCUUGUUUUUCUUUUUGUAGCAAUCAAAAAUUUUCUGUGUCAAUUUAAACUAACAGAUAUUGUUAUAUAAUAUACAUUAGUGGUCUGACAUAAUUAAACUGAUCUCAGAUUGCACACAUUCAACUGAAGAAAUGAUCUGAUUUACCUCUAAUUACAUGUCAUGUAUGUAGUCUUUUAAAGACAUUAUUUAUUUAUUUUAUUUUCAAAACAAUUGUUGAGGCAUUAUUAUAAAUUUAAUGUCAAAUAGUUAUACAUGCUGCAUCUCUAACCCUAAUGGUAUGGUUCACCCUUGAUCAACUAUGAUUUCUCUAUUUUAUGCUGAAAGUAAUAAAUCCACCUCCAUAAUUCCAAAAUUAUUCAUUUAAUAAUUUUACAAAAACAGAAUCUCACUUAUUUAUGAUAAUAUUUAGUCUGUAUUGAACUUUUACAUAUUAUGUAACUUAUAUUUUUCAUUUUAUCUUUAAAAGAAAAUAUUUAAUAUAUGCUAUUUUGAUGGAAGGAGUUUUCAUAAAUAUGAUAAAACUUGUCAAUGUACUCACAAAUUCUUGACAGGUAAAACAGUAUUAUGUUACUAUAUUUUUGUUAUUUGUAAAAUUAAAUAUGUUAUUUAUGUUUAUUGAAUCAUGACUGCCAGGAUCAAAAUCCUUUUAUACACAAAACAAGGUAUUUUCCCAAAUUUAUUGCUAAUUUUGUACAUGUACUAUAUUCUAUUAAAAUUAAAAAAAGCUAACAAAAUAAUUGUGAUAAUAUACUUUUGAUGUUGUUUAUUCUUAACAUUAUUGAUAAGAAUAUUGAUACUAAACAUGAUCAGAUGGAUCUAACCUGUUUUUCUGUGUUUCUGUUUUAUUAGUAGAUGUGCAUUCAUUUACAUGUUAUAUAUUUACCAUGUAUGAAACUAUAUGAGGAUGUGCCCAUUGACAAUUUAACAUAUAUUCCACAUCUUCUUUUAUUUACAUAAUGUUGAAAAUGUCUUUAACAAUUAAGGUGUACUGUUCAAGAAGUAGCUCAGGAAGCAAUUUUUAUUGUUGUAUACAUAUGAUUAAUACUGCAAAUAAAAAUUAUCAUUGUGUAAAAAGUUAUCAUUUAAAAAGAUUAUACAGAUCUGAUAACCAUGGAUACUUUUUUAAUAAAAUAAACUUGUAUAAAGAUA
Messenger RNA from Mytilus californianus (California mussel), 4377 nucleotides. Its product is annotated as high-affinity choline transporter 1-like. The transcript is spliced from 9 exons. Gene Ontology annotation, biological process: transmembrane transport; acetylcholine biosynthetic process; choline transport. The record is from RefSeq and is a predicted model, not a curated record. Lineage: Eukaryota; Metazoa; Mollusca; Bivalvia; Mytilida; Mytilidae. Gene Ontology annotation, cellular component: plasma membrane. The coding region runs from base 100 to 1662 and encodes 520 amino acids. Gene Ontology annotation, molecular function: choline:sodium symporter activity.